UUCUGCAAAAGGUACAGCGAUUGGACUGCUGAGGACUGGGGUAAAGUCAUUUUCUCUGAUGAAUACCCUUUCCGAUUGUUUGGGGCAUCCGGAAAAAAGCUUGUCCGGAGAAGACAAGGUGAGUGCUACCAUCAGUCCUGUGUCAUGCCAACAGUAAAGCAUCCUGAGACCAUUCAUGUGUGGGGUUGCUUCUCAGCCAAGGGAGUGGUUAAUCCUCAAGAGGUGGUGGACAAACAAAACCCCACAAAUUCUGACAAACUCCAAGCAUUGAUUAUGCAAGAAUGGUCUGCCAUCAGUCAGGAUGUGGCCCAGAAGUUAAUUGACAGUGUCACGUCCUGACCUUAGUUCCUUUUUUAUGUCUCUAUUUUAGUUUUGUCAGAUCGUGAGUUGGGGUGGAUAUUCUAUGUUUGUUCUGUGUGUUAUAGUUCUAUGUGUUUGGCCUGGUAUGGUUCCCAAUCAGAGGCAGCUGUCAAUCGUUGUCUCUGAUUGAGAACCAUACUUCGGUAGCCUGUUCCCACUUGGUGUUUGUGGAUAGUUGUUUUUCUGUAUCUGUGUUUUCACCAUAAAGAACUGUUUCCAUUUUCAUUUCUUUCCCUCACUUGGACCACGCUGCAUUUUGGUCCAAUCCUUCCUACUCCUCAUCAGACGAAGAAGUUAGUUACAGACAGCAUGCCGGGGUGGAUUGCAGAGGUCUUGAAAACCAAUCAGCCACAUGCCAAAGUUUACACACACGCCUACCUCUUCCCAUUUCCAGUGUCUCAACAGACUCACAAUGCCACUGCAUAUGACUCUGCAAUAAUCUACAGAGGCUUCUGGAGUAUCUUCAUGCUAAUUGGUGUGGCUGCCGUCGUAAUGGGCGGGUUUUUUAUCAUCUGUGCUGCCCCAUUCGCCAGUCACCGUCUAUAUAAGGCUGGGGGCGGCCUCUUCCUGAUGUCCGCUCUGUUCCUGCUGGGUGUGGUGUGGAUGUCUGUGCUGUGGGUGGAGUUGAUGGACGUGGUGGAGUUCUCCGUGGACCACCAGCGCUCCUCUUUGUGCCCCACCUUCGACCUCACCAUCCACUACGGCCUGUCCUUCUUCUUCGCCCCCGUCGGCAUCUCCUUCUGCCUGCUGGCUGGACUGCUCUUCCUCCUCAUUGGCCGGUCCGUACAGAUGCAGUAUCACUGAUUGGUGUUGCCGUGACGAUAGGGGGAGGCUUCCGAAACUCUGCAACAGGUUUGGGGCCAAUUCUAUUUCCAUUCCUUUAAUUCAGUAAGUCAACUGAAAUUCAAAUUCCACAUUCCUCUCCUAGAGAAGCAUUGAGAUACAUUUGAAUUGGAAUUUCAGUUUACUUCCUGAAUUGACUGAAUUUACAAAUCAUUGACCCCAACCCUGCUCUGUAACUUCAAGAAUGUGUUGAAAAUCUCUGCGUUCUGUCAAUCAUCCACCAAUAGAAUGAACUCUGUGGUGUCACUGAUUUGACUGGUUACAUUGACAUGUUUCAGUCACUGCCAGUGUUUGACAGAGUUCCACCUAGUGACACCCUAUACCCCCAUAUUAGUGCACUACUUUUCACCAGAGUUUCUAUAGGGAAUAGGGAACCACUUGAGAUGCAUGCAGCCAAGUCCUAAAUUCCCCAUCACUACAUGUUCUUCACCUGACACAUACAGUACUGGGAGACACAGGAUUGGUUGGUUGAAACGCGGCAGCGGAUGUUGGUGAUUUGCCUAUGCAGGCUGUCUGCAGUCACAUGUCAGAUGUUGCCGUAGCAGCGAGUAGGAAAUGACGAUGAUAAAGGAUCAGGAAGAGUGUUUUGUUUGGGAGUUCUUUCUCUUUGUAUUGGUAUCCUUAGUCAAAUGGUUUUUAGAAGGCUGCUACUGAGUGUGUUGAGUUGUCCUUUAACAUAAAUGAAGGGCGAACAAGUCACUUUAUAUGCUGUAGAUGUGGUUACCACUUUUGUAAAUGGAAAACAUGUGUAUUCCCUUUUCAAUUAUUUACACAUUUUGAGAGGAAAUGUGAAUGCCUCACCGUGAUAGAAGCAUGCUGCGUGAAGAGUUAGAAAUAAAUGUGAAUGCCUCACCGUGAUAGAAGCAUGCUGUGUGAAGAGUUAGAAAUAAAUGUGAAUGCCUCACCGUGAUAGAAGCAUGCUGUGUGAAGAGUUAGAAAUAAAUGUGAAUGCCUCACCGUGAUAGAAGCAUGCUGUGUGAAGAGUUAGAAAUAAGUGUGAAUGCCUCACCGUGAUAGAAGCAUGCUGCGUGAAGAGUUAGAAAUAAGUGUGAAUGCCUCACCGUGAUAGAAGCAUGCUGUGUGAAGAGUUAGAAAUAAGUGUGAAUGCCUCACCGUGAUAGAAGCAUGCUGUGUGAAGAGUUAGAAAUAAGUGUGAAUGCCUCACCGUGAUAGAAGCAUGCUGCGUGAAGAGUUAGAAAUAAGUGUGAAUGCCUCACCGUGAUAGAAGCAUGCUGCGUGAAGAGUUAGAAAUAAGUGUGAAUGCCUCACCGUGAUAGAAGCAUGCUGCGUGAAGAGUUAGAAAUAAGUGUGAAUGCCUCACUGUGAUAGAAGCAUGCUGCGUGAAGAGUUAGAAAUAAGUGUGAAUGCCUCACCGUGAUAGAAGCAUGCUGCGUGAAGAGUUAGAAAUAAGUGUGAAUGCCUCACCGUGAUAGAAGCAUGCUGUGUGAAGAGUUAGAAAUAAGUGUGAAUGCCUCACCGUGAUAGAAGCAUGCUGCGUGAAGAGUUAGAAAUAAGUGUGAAUGCCUCACCGUGAUAGAAGCAUGCUGCGUGAAGAGUUAGAAAUAAGUGUGAAUGCCUCACUGUGAUAGAAGCAUGCUGCGUGAAGAGUUAGAAAUAAGUGUGAAUGCCUCACCGUGAUAGAAGCAUGCUGCGUGAAGAGUUAGAAAUAAGUGUAAAUGCCUCACCGUGAUAGAAGCAUGCUGUGUGAAGAGUUAGAAAUAAAUGUAAAUGCCUCACCGUGAUAGAAGCAUGCUGCGUGAAGAGUUAGAAAUAAGUGUGAAUGCCUCACCGUGAUAGAAGCAUGCUGCGUGAAGAGUUAGAAAUAAGUGUGAAUGCCUCACCGUGAUAGAAGCAUGCUGCGUGAAGAGUUAGAAAUAAAUGUAAAUGCCUCACCGUGAUAGAAGCAUGCUGCGUGAAGAGUUAGAAAUAAAUGUAAAUGCCUCACCGUGAUAGAAGCAUGCUGCGUGAAGAGUUAGAAAUAAGCCGUAGAAGUGGAGAUUAGAUCACCAUAAAGUGAUUCAUAUUAAUGAUCGGGGCAUUUCACUGUGUGAUUUUAAUUUUGAUUUUGAUAUUCAGCCUUCUUGACACUGCACUGUCAGUUUAGUCCUUAUUUCUGGUCAAACCAGCCAAUCAGAUAUCUUAGUGCCUUCUGAGAAAAACGUGUGUUAUAGUGAAUUAAUGGUUAAUAUAAGAGCCAUAUAUUUAGAAUAUAUGAAUAUACUGUAUGGCUCUGGUUAAGAUGUUAGAGUAAAGUACUUGUUUGCUUUGUAAACACACUGAACAAGAAUACAAACGCAACAUGCAACAAUUUCUAAGAUUUUACUGAGUUACAGUUCAUAUGAGGAAAUCAGUCUGGGACUGGGAAUACAGAUAUGCAUCUGUUGGUCUCAGAUACCUUAAAAAAAAGGUAGGGGCAUGGAUCAGAAACCCAGUCAGUAUCUGGUGUGACCACCAUUACCAUAGCCUCACCGCCACCAUGGGGCACUCUGUUCACAAUGUUGACAUCAGCAAACC
Messenger RNA from Oncorhynchus mykiss (rainbow trout), 3717 nucleotides. NCBI's taxonomy places the organism in Eukaryota, Metazoa, Chordata, Actinopteri, Salmoniformes, Salmonidae. The record is from RefSeq and is a predicted model, not a curated record.